Molecule: messenger RNA, 1677 nt
Organism: Trichoderma reesei QM6a
Lineage: Eukaryota; Fungi; Ascomycota; Sordariomycetes; Hypocreales; Hypocreaceae
Exons: 5
Coding region: 98-1579 (493 amino acids)
Biological process (GO): transmembrane transport
Cellular component (GO): membrane
Molecular function (GO): transmembrane transporter activity
Source: RefSeq, a predicted model, not a curated record
AGGUUGCAGCUUGUUGGCUUUGAUUGUGCAAUACAUCGUUGAUGGUGUGUUUGUAUACAGCUGUCUAAAGACCAUCCUUGUUACAAACGUUUCCAAGAUGGAUGCAAAACUGGAAGAAGCAAUGGCUUCGCAAAAGGCGGAUGUUGAAGCCAUCACAAUCUUCAAAGAAGACCUCCCGCCCGCUCAAGCAGGCGUCAUAUCGGAAGCAGAGAAGAAGCUCCUCUGGAAGCAAGACAUCCGCAUCAUCCCCAUCUCGGCAGGCAUCUACUUCCUCUGCUUCCUCGACCGCGCCAACAUUGGCAACGCCAAAGUCCUCAACGUCACCACCCACGACGACCUGCAGCACACCGCCGGCAUGAGCAACAAGCAGUUCAACGUCGCCCUCAUGGUCUUUCUCGUUGCCUAUGCCGUCUUUGAGGUGCCCAGCAACAUCCUGCUCAAGAAGCUGCGCCCGAGCCGGUGGCUGGCCUUUCUCAUGUUUUGCUGGGGCGUCAUCACCAUGUGUAUGGGUGCCACCAACAGCUUCGGCAGCGUUACAGGAGUCCGAUUCUUGCUUGGGGUGUUUGAAGCUGGCUUGUUUCCCGGACUGGUGUAUUAUAUCACCUUCUGGUACCGAGACCACGAGCGCAGUGUUAGGGUGGCCUUUAUCCUUGCCUCGGCGACAUUAGCAGGAGCUCGGCAAUGCCUGCAGUUUGGCGGUGCCAUUGCCUACGGAAUCGGCCACAUGAACCAAGUCCAUGGCCUGGCCGGCUGGCGCUGGCUCUUCAUCCUCGAAGGCAUCCCGUCCUGCCUCUCCGCCUUCCUCGUCCUCUUUUUCCUCCCCGACUACCCUGAGAGCGCCACCUGGCUGUCCGAGCAGGAAAAGGACCUGGCCAUCCAGCGCCUCUUUCACGAGGGCAGCAAGGGUCACCAUCCCAGCAUGACAUGGCAAGACGCCAAGGCUACGCUCACCGACUGGCGUUUGUAUGCUCACUACGCCAUCUACUUUGCCGUCAGCCCGCCGUUUGCCAGCCUCAGCCUCUUUUCGCCGUCCAUCACGAGCGGCCUUGGAUAUGUCGACCUGGAGGCGCAGCUCAUGACGGUGCCCCCUUGGGCGGUUGCCUACGUCUGCCAAGUCUUGGUCGCGAUAUCAGCAGACCGCUUCAACGCCCGAGGCUAUCACGCUGCGGGAGCUGCCCUCGUCGGCGCCGUCGGCUUCAUCGCCUCGGCCGCUCUCCCGGCAACGUCCUACAAGGCUCGCUACGGAGGCCUCAUCCUCGCCACCGCGGGCUCCUUUGCCAGCAUCCCGCCGAUGCUGGGCUGGCUGACGUCCAACGUCGUCAGCACCGCGUCCACGGGCCUCGCCAUCGCCAUCAACGUGAGCAUCGGCGGAGGCCUGGGGCAGAUCCCCGGCGUGUGGAUCUACAAGGCGGACGAGGCCAAGAGGGGGUAUCCCACGGGCCACUGGACGAAUGCGGGCUUCUUGCUCUUUGUCGUGGCUGUUUGCUUGGGGCUGAGGGUGUUUUAUGGGCGCAAGAACAAGGCCUUGAUUGCGCAUGGCGAGAGGGAGGGCGUUUCCGUGAGGCUGUACAAGCUCUGAUGGACGUGGCUCCUUGAUGAUGGUUUAUGGUUUAUGAAUCAUGUUUGGCAACUUUUGAUCUGGCGUGGCUUAUACAAUCGCAAGACAGCCGUAUAUAA